ACGGCCUGUUCUUUAGCUCCCAGAAGCGUGCAGCCUGUGCUGCCUUGAAGAGCUCUUUUAUCAGGUUCUAUUAAAGUCCCCACUGCUGUGCUAUAUUUACAGCGCUGCCGUAGCUGAUAGGGCCGGAAUCCAGCAUGCAAACUAUUUUUUGUCCCUCCUGCUGCCCCCAGCAACACCACCCUACUGACGCAGCUGACAGGUGACCUUGCGCGCAGUGCGGCCCCCCCUCUCGUUGCCCCUCGGCCAUGGGGACGGUGAAGAGGCUGGCCACGUCCUCCCCGCUGCAGGUGCGAGCCCGAGCCGACCUCCUCGCCGCCAUGGAGACCAAGCUGGACUGCCUGAGCCGCAAGGUGGACAGGCUCUUGGCCGGGCAGGAGAGGGUGCUGGGCACCGAGUGCCCGGGCGAGCUGGCGGCGGUGCUGCGGGCUCUGGCCACCCACUGCGAGCAGCAGAGCCGGCGCCUGGGAGCGCUGGAGAGGCUGGCCCAGGGGACGCACACCACCCUGGAGCUGCUGGUGGAGCGUCUGGGGCAUCAUGGGGUCGGGAAGCCCUCACCCACCGCGAGGAGGGAGAGCAGCGCGAUCGAGCACCCAGGAGACGUGAACGACAAGGAGUCAGGUGUCAAGUUAGAUUUGAGAAGGGAGCAGAGUUCGGGGGAUCGGGAUUGUGCUCACGGGAGAGUCUCGCCUGGACUCACCGAAGGGAAAACCAGGAGCCCUCCUCCUGGAACUGUUGACCCCGAGGUCCGAGUGUCGGGGUGUGAUGGGACGCCCCAGAUGGAGCCCAAGCUGAAGCUGCUGGCUGAUCCGGGGUGCCCCCAGCCCUUGGCAGCAGCAGGCCGGGCGGGAAGCUUGGACAAGGCGGACCCGGACCGCCAGGAAGGCGAGCGCAGCGCCCUGGGGCCGAGGGAGAGCACGAACGGGACCGGAGCCGCCGGAGCAGAGGGGCCCCAGGCCGCAGAGCCGCCGGGGAGUGGGCAGGGAGCAGAGGUGAAAGGGCGGGGGGCGCCGGGCGCCUCGCUCGCAGCGGAUCUCCAGGCCGCCCCGUCCGAGGAGGCAGGGGGGGCACCACUGCUGGGAGCUGUUCUCUCACACACGCCCCCCCUCAGGCAUGUCCACAGCUGUCCUGAGGCCCUGGGCAGCUGUCAAAGGGAGGUGAAAGGCACGAAGGAAGGUGAUGGGAGAGGCGGCAGGGUGGACACCGCGGAGGACACCGAAAGGAGCCGGCAGCCGGCUGCUCUGCAGGACCCCGGACACACGCUGACCCUCUCUGGGUGGACCGGGGUGGACAGCCCCGGCGGCAGAGAAGCUGCGGGCCCCAGCCUGGAGCUCGCGACUCCAGCUCCCUCCUUCAUUGAGAUCCGAGUCAGUCCGGCCGAGAGGAGCACAGACACAGCUUGCCAGAGGAGCCCUGACACAUGCUUCAGAGUGAUCGACGACAGCGCCCCCCAGCCGGCGCCGUUCCCUCACCGCCUGGUGUCUCUCCAGCCCGCCCCGUCCUUCCCUCUCUUCGACAUCAACACCAAGGAGGUGCUGGGGGGAGGAAGGUUUGGCAGAGUUCACACCUGUACUGAGAAGGCAACCGGGUUAAAGCUGGCAGCAAAGAUCAUCAAGGCGCGGUCUGCAAAGGAAAAGGAAUCGGCUCAUAACGAGAUCCAGGUGAUGAACCAGCUGAGCCACGUCAACCUCAUCCAGCUGUACAGCGCCUUCGAGGCCAGAACCGAGGUGGUGCUGAUCAUGGAGUACGUGGAAGGCGGGGAGCUGUUCGAGAGGAUAGUGGAUGACAGCUGCCGCCUGACAGAGGUGGACACCAUGCUCUUUGUCAAGCAGAUCUGCGAGGGGAUUCACUAUAUGCACCAGAUGUACGUCCUGCACCUGGACUUGAAGCCCGAGAACAUCCUGUGUGUGAACAAGACUGGACACCAGGUGAAAAUCAUUGAUUUUGGACUGGCGAGAAGGUUCAGACCCAGGGAGAAGCUGAGGGUGUCCUUUGGGACGCCUGAGUUCCUGGCCCCCGAAAUUGUCAACUUUGAUUUCGUGUCCUUCCCAACUGACAUGUGGACACUGGGUGUGAUUUCGUACAUGCUGCUGAGUGGCCUGUCUCCGUUCCUGGGCGACGACGACAGCCAGACUCUGAACAACGUGCUGGCGGCGAACUGGUACUUCGACGAGGAGGCGUUUGAGCACGUGUCCCACGAGGCCAAAGACUUCAUCUCCAACCUGCUCAUCCGGGAGAAGAGCGGGCGUCUCAGUGCAGCCCAGUGCCUGAAACAUCCCUGGCUGGACAACAUCGCAGAGAAGGCCAAACACAGCCACAUCUGUCUGCAUUCCCAGGUCCUGCUCAAGAAGUACAUGGCUAGGAGGAUGUGGAAGAAAAACUACAUUGCUGUUGCUGCUGCUAACAGAUUCAAGAAAAUCGGCAGCUCGGGGUCUCUGACCACAAUGGGGAUCUGAGGAGCUUCACAGGAGCAGCAGAGCCCAGACAGCUGACUGAGGAGCAGGGCCCCUCUGCUUGCCUCAGCACCCGAGCCUGUGGGUGUUGUAUGCAGCUGUAUAUAGGCCCAGGCCCAGGUGUGAGCAAAGGAAUGUCUCAUGUAUUGUUAACUGGUACCCAGGUCAGAAGUGGAGGACAUAAAUGAAAGCAACGAGCUGCACCAGAGAUGAAGAGGUUCUACUUAAUGGCAGGAUUCCCCCUGAGUGUUUUUUCGAACUCUGUUUUUUGUCUAAUUUUUAUAACGAUUGUAAGGCAAGUCUAAAUGGUGUCGUUUACUGUCAGUGGCGUCGAUGCGUUUACUGCGUUCUCAGACUCCUCGUGUGUCUGAGUAGUUUGCUAAAGAAAACCAUACAGUGCAGCUCGUUCCAUCUACUGUACAAUCACUCACGUCGUAAGUUUGAGUGGUUAGUCUAUUUUUUUUGUCACGGGCUAUUCAGUGCUUGUCCCUGCAUGGUCAGCAGAAAUUGUACGUACCGUAUAUGGAGCAAAUCCCUGAAAGCUCCAUUUCCAGAAUGCAUUCACUAAAGCGGUGCACAUGGUGUGGAGUCUUAAAGUCAACCAGAGCUUUUUGAUUUCUGCUUCACGCUUGGCUUAAAAUAGCAAGCAAGGGCCCGUGUGAAAAAAGGAAUAUUUCUUCUGUAGCCUUAGGUGGGUGUCUGAGAAAACCUGAGAAAGCACAAGGUGUAACAGGUGACAUGGUAUAAAAGGAGACAGAGCAGAUAGUGUGUAGGUUUGCUUGCAAAAAUGCCUCUCAUCAUUCCCAUACUCAGAGUGUACCUCUCAGUUUGGGGUGAAUAUAUACAGAGCAUACGGGUCAGAGUCAUUUUGUGAUUUGUUUCACAACUGCUAAUGCCUUACCUUCUAAAAUGGUAAGUUGAGAAAUGAUGAGAUGAGAAAUAUAAACGUUCCAGUCAAAAUCCGUGAAACUGCCCCUGUUUUUCAUCUAUCACAUAAAACAGUAGCUGCUCUACUUAUCCCUGAUUAUUUUAUAUAUCCAAUUGUUUUGUGAUUACCUCUCUCACAGGUUUGGGCUUUUCUCUUAUCUCAACAAGAAAACCGUUAAAAGGCAUCAGCAAAUUUGAGCUUUUUGGUCAUUGGCCAGUUUUUGUUUGUGCUGUUUUGUUUUGUAUAGGUGUUUCUUAGCUGUUGUCUUAUUAAACAUUUGAAAACUUCUCAAUAAAAUAAAAACCAGUUGCUGCUCGACUGAGGCAGCAUGCUUCAAA
Molecule: messenger RNA, 3716 nt
Organism: Lepisosteus oculatus (spotted gar)
Lineage: Eukaryota; Metazoa; Chordata; Actinopteri; Semionotiformes; Lepisosteidae
Product: myosin light chain kinase 2, skeletal/cardiac muscle
Biological process (GO): protein phosphorylation
Molecular function (GO): myosin light chain kinase activity; ATP binding
Source: RefSeq, a predicted model, not a curated record